Molecule: messenger RNA, 1674 nt
Organism: Aspergillus nidulans FGSC A4
Lineage: Eukaryota; Fungi; Ascomycota; Eurotiomycetes; Eurotiales; Aspergillaceae
Exons: 3
Coding region: 1-1674 (557 amino acids)
Biological process (GO): transmembrane transport
Cellular component (GO): membrane
Molecular function (GO): transmembrane transporter activity
Source: RefSeq, a predicted model, not a curated record
AUGAGGGCAGAAUCUAUCGACCUCGGUCACGCCGACGACGGGUUAAGGACACAGUUGCACGAAAGUAUCAGUGCAGAGGAUUUGGGGGAAAGCGUUUACCUGGAGCGUCCUCCAUUUUCUGACUCGUCGGCCGAUUCAGAGAGCGUCGUCUGGCGACCAAGACUUAGAGAAUGGCUUGUUUUGAUUUGCGUCUCCUUCGUGGCAAUGCUAGAUGCAUUUGACGCGACAAUGUUGGUGCCUAUUAUACCGGUCCUGUCAGCUGUGUUCGAACAACCGCUUCGGACCGUUCUUUGGGUGGACACGUCGUACCUCGCCGCCAGGGCAGCAAGUCAGCCAAUCUUCGCCAUGUUGUCUGAAGUUUUUGGUCAAGGACCAAUCUUGAUCGUCGCCGUCGUCAUAGCCAUAGCCGGAACAGGAGUGUGCAGCGGGUCGUUGAGUGUGACUUGCCUUGUUGUAGGCCGACUGGUUCAGGGAACGGGCAAUGGGGGUGCCAUUGCGGUCUCGUCGCUCCUGGUGACCGACCUUAUUCCAUAUCCCCAACGUGUUCGAUUUUCCGACUACAAGUGUCGUGCGUGGGUGCUUGGAGCAAUCCUUGGACCGGUAUCUGGAGGGGUCCUUGCUCGAUACGGGAAUUGGAAUUGGACAUUCUAUUUCAGCUAUAUUUUCUGUGGCCUGAGUCUGUUUGUGGCUCCGUUUGCAAUCGACUUGAAGGAGUGCAAGAGCAUCUCCAGGCGUGCGGCGCGUGAGAUGGAUUGGGUAGGAGCUAUGUUGACUGUGUUGGGGAUUGGGUCACUCUUGGUUGCAUGCAGUUGGGUAGGGCAGCCACAAAACGGAGGGGAGGACUGGCGCAUUCUAGCCACCAGUUGCAUUGGUGGGCUGGCGAUGGUGGUGCUAGUGCUUUAUGAGAGCGUCUGGGUGUCGCGGCCGAUGUUCAAUCUCGGGAUAUUUAGUUCCAUAUCCAAGAUCAUGCUGUAUGUUGGCAGCACAUUUCACGGACUUCUGGUAUUUUGGCACUUGCAGGGCCUGUCUGUGUAUCUCUUCCUCGUCAAAGAGUUUUCCACGCCGUUUAUGGGCGUAAGCAUCAUGACCAUCACCGCUCCUGCUCUCCCAAUCCUCUUUCUCACGGCGAAGCUAGGAAUCGGUAGAUAUCCUUUCCGGCCACGCUGGAUUAUCCGCGCUGGUUGGACUCUUAGUCUUCUCGCCUCAGGUUGUUUUAUCCUAUUAACCGCCGAAACACCGAUGCCGGGGUGGGUAUUCAUCUUCCUUACUACCGGUAUCAGUCAUGCUCUACUCAUCUCAGGAUACAAUCUAUGUUCCCAAACCGAAUCGCCCAUUCGCAAACGAGACGAGGAAGACGGCCGACACACGGCGCGACGGGGCAGAGCUGCUAGCCCUGCCUUUGCCAUUUUGAUGUACUCUAUCCUUAGGGCAUGGGGGAUGUGUAUCGCCGUUCCUGUUGGCGGGUCUAUUGUGCUGACGCAGAUGGUGCAAGAGCUUGAUGCAAGCGGGAGUGCUGCUGAGCCGUCAGGCUCAUUGACCAGGAAAGGUGGGAUAGUCCUGACGCUAGAUAAGAGACAGGAGCUGGGUCAACUGUUUCUGAGCAGUUUUGGUUUCUUGUGGCGGUUUUUCAUGGGCGCGUCUGCUCUGGGGGGGUUGUCCUCCUUGUUGAUCUGA